Molecule: messenger RNA, 983 nt
Organism: Octopus sinensis (East Asian common octopus)
Lineage: Eukaryota; Metazoa; Mollusca; Cephalopoda; Octopoda; Octopodidae
Product: vesicle transport protein SEC20
Exons: 7
Coding region: 227-961 (244 amino acids)
Biological process (GO): retrograde vesicle-mediated transport, Golgi to endoplasmic reticulum
Cellular component (GO): endoplasmic reticulum; SNARE complex
Molecular function (GO): SNAP receptor activity
Source: RefSeq, a predicted model, not a curated record
UGAAUUUCAAAUAUUUCAAAAUUUUAUUAUGCUUGUAAUUGUGCAAAGUUUAUGCGGGGAAAGAAGAGAAACAAUCUAAAAUUCGUUUUUGGAUUUGGUUUGUAAGAUUCUUUAUGUGAGUUCUCCAGGCACAACACAACCUAAAAUUCCCUAUUUAAGAAGUUCGCUUUUAAAAUACGGAAUAUUAUUUUAGAGGGAGAAUAAGUUCAUCUUACACCGGUUAAAAAUGGAAGCCGAAGACGUCCACGUCAAAAUAUGUUUACAAGAAAUCGUGAAACUUGACCUAGAAGUUCAAGCGUUAAUACAGGAUAUCCGAGAAUACGAGAAUACUAGCUUAUCAAAGAUUACUGGUGAUGGAGACUUUAACUCCAAAAAUCCUACCUUACUUUCUCUGGAGGAACUGAAUUUACUUGCAAAUGAUAAGCUUACCAAGCUGAGAAGUAAAAUCAAAGAGUUAGAGCGACUGGCUCAAGAACAAGAGAUGGAAAAUAACCAAAAUAUGAUUAUGAAGCAAGUUCAAACUCAUCAACAAGCUUUAUUAAGUAGUGUUAACUCUUUACGGAAAGCUAAGCUGACAGCGCAGAUGACUUUAGAUCGUCGUUUAAGAGAAGAAUUCUUUUCAGUUGAAUCUCCCAUAAAACAAAGGAAAGUAAGCAACCACCAAGCAUUAUCUAGAACAGCAAAUAGUAUAACUGAUAAUUUAAUUAGUCUUAACCGCAUGAUGGCCACUCAAGUGAAACAAAGUGAACAGACUAUCAACACAUUAGCUUCUUCUUCCAAGACAGUGGAUGAAACUCAUGAAGAAUUUAAAGGAAUGUCAGGCCAUAUUCACACUUCAAAGAAACUUCUCUCCAAAUAUAACAGAAGGGAAUUUACUGAUCGACUUCUAAUAAUCCUUGCAUUAGUUUUUUUCUUUGCUACUGUGCUAUACAUUGUAAAGAAAAGGUUGUGGUCCAAAUAAAAGUUUUCUAGUUUCUUAUCUA